CGUUAAAAGCCUCCCUCGCUUUCCCUUUUCUCCGCGUCAAAUUCACAUGGGACCAGAGAGGAAAACCCAUCCGUUUUCUUUAACGAAAGGAUGUCUUCGCCGCUGGGAAACGAUACGAAAUUAGUUGUAAACAAAGAAAAACGGAAGAACUAUUGACUAUGCAGCCAUGGGGUCUGCUGUGCUGUUUCCGCCCGGUUGCUAGACGACUCAGCGAUCCGACGCCAAUAUGGAAACGGUAACCAACGCGUAGACGAUGUCAGAAGAACUACUGUUACCCGACAUGUAACAUUAGAUUAAACACGCUGUUUUUAUUUCUAAUCGGAGUUUUUUUUGACUGCGAAGAGUGGGCAGACCGAAACGUGGCUUAUUUGGAAAGAUGACGUGAUCACACAAGAAGAGCAAAGUUUUACUAAGGAACGGAGCAACAGUGUUAACUAGCUUGGCUUCUCCAGGCUGAGAGCAGCCGCUGCUAACGAUGUCACUGGAGGCAAGUGAUGCUCUGACAGACGAAGACUUUGAACACUUGAUGGAAGAUGGAUUAUGUUCUACCGCUGACUCAUCACAACAUAAGAAGAGAACAAGGAAGAAGAGAAUCUCAGGCAAACCCUCUCCCUCUCCAAAGUCUCCAUACCUCUCAAGUGUGAAUAUGAACCCCAGGAGAGCAGUGGUGACAGCAUGGAGACUGCCGAGGGCAUCCCUAGGGGAAAACACAAAGGACAGAGAAACUCUGGGGGAGACUGCUUGCCUCACCUCCCUCAGCAAUGGGCAUGAUCUGUCCCAGGCUGUGAGGGCCAAGAGCGAUAUCCCACCAGAGUCCCUCAAACAGGCCCUGUAUCCAAGGAAACUCAGACACUCCUGUUCUGCAUCCAAUAGCUGCUCCCUAGGAACAGCUGAGCACAGGGAUAAGGAAGACAUGUAUGAUGAGAUCAUUCGCCUAAAAAAGUGUCUUCAGGCACAGAAGUCUGACAGCCAGCAGAUGAAAGCUAAACUAAGACGUCUGGAAGAGGAUAAAGCCAAGAGAGAGAAACAGAUUGAGGAGCUGUUGGAUCCAAUUAAAGGAUCUGAAUACACGCGUUGUUUGGUAGAUACGAAAAAAGAGGGAAGUGUGGUUCUAAAUGGGCUCAAACAGAAAAUCCUGAAACUAGAGCAGCAGUGUAGAGAGAAAGAAAAUGCCCUUAGUAAACUGCAGAGUGAGCUGAGAACCACCAACCUGGAGGAGUUAGAGAUCACAGUGGAUACCUACUUUGAGGAGAUCCAGAGACUGAGAAUGCUUCUGGAAGCAGCAGAGAAAAGUAGUCGAGCAGAGAGUAAAGGUUCCCAGAGACAGCAGAAGGCUCUGAGUUCCACAGUUCUGCGUCUCACUGAGAACCUGAAGCAACUCCAACAGGAAAACACAGCUAUGAGAGAGGAACUGAACACUGACAGUCCUGAUGGAGGAAUCAAAGGGUAUAGAGAAUGGAGUAAACAGAGACUAGUGAGAAGACUAUUGGAAUUCGACAAGAGGCUGGAGGAUAGCAGAAGACAUGCCCAGUCAGCAAAGAGCAGCACGCGAUUGGAUCAGGCAGUCCAGACAACUCCCAUAGAGACCCUGGACAUUUCUCAGCAGGUUGCCAUGCCAACAGAGGCAGUGGUUUCCACGGGAGCAACUGCAGAGCAGGAGGAGGAGCUCUCUGUUCUAAGACGCCAUGUUAGCCAAUUGGAGAAAGAGAGGGCGGAGCUUCACAAGACGCUGUCAAGUAAAGAUGAGGAAUUGAAGCAGCUCAGGGCAGAAAAAGAGGAAAUGGUCAGAGAUACGGAACGGUGGAAGGCUGAACAAAUACAUGAACGUGGGAAAGAGAAGCAGGAUCACAAACUGGAGCUGGAGCAGUUGUGGCUGAGGAUUCAAACUCUGGAAGAAGACAGGAGCAAAGCUGCACCAGUGGAACCUGCUUUUUUCUCGCCCACCACAACAGAGAACCAAUGCAACAGCCAAGCCAGCAGAGAGCGGGAGGAGGAAGGGGAGCAAGAAGGGAAGGUGGAAGAACAGGGAGAGCAAGAUUUCAGGAUUGACAUAGAGGAGGAGAGAAGGAGAGGGAAUAAAGGGAAGAAAAGAAGAGAGAAAGCCGCUAGGACCAUACAGAAAAGUUGGAGGACACACAGAGAAAGGGACAUUGAGAUGGUGCAGUCAGCAAUCAGAGGCCAUCUCUUCAGAGAGAAACAGGUCACGCAGCUGCAGAAAGACACACACAACAAGGCAUUCUUCACAGACAAUAGCAGUGAUGUUACAUCCUAUGCAGAUGGAGAGUUGAAUGUGGAUGCCUUAACUAUAAUACAGUCUACCUUCAGGGGACACUUGGCUCGCUGUGGGCUUGCAACAGAGAGCUCAGAGUCCUUAGCACCUUCACCAUUGGGUUUACCCAUUUUACCCAGACUGGCCUCAAAAAGAUCCCUCUCGACAUACACACACAACAGAGCAGAUCCCAGAUCUCUCCAUAACAAUGAAAAGGAAGAGGAAUAUCACCCUCAGCCUUCUUCAAGCAAUGUUUCUUCCAGCAUGAAACCAACACCAGCCCAAAUGGAGUGCCAUUUCCCACCAGAUCCUGUAGGUGCCACUGUGAUGGAUUCUGAUGAUUCUGAUGACAUUAUUGUAUCGCCAUCACAUCCUUUGAGAAUCAGAGAAAACAUUCUUUUGUAGGCCCUCCGCCACCUGUGUGCAUGCAUGCAUGCUUGCAUAUGGGGCAGGUUCAUUUUUGUGUCCGUCUACAUGGAACCUUUGUUCUAGGGUCUUAUUAAAUGACAGGUACGGAGAGGUUUCUAUCUCAUUCUUUCUGCCAGCCCUUGGUGUACCCUGGCAGAAAAUAGAGUUCAUGAUGUGUGUUUACAUGCAUAGUAUUACCCCUACAUUAACCAGGACUAUCAGGGACUCUGGUAAAGUGUUCAUGCAUACAGACAAGAUAUCCUCGUCAUAAUAGCACAUUCCCUCACAGAACCUGACUAUGACACGCAGAAAACAAGUCGAGAUUUUUUGAAAGGUAAAAAACGUCAUCCGGUCAACUAUUUUGUUUUUGUAAUCUGUGUAACUGCUGUUCCUACAGUAAUUGGAAUAUUCUGGUAAUUCAUGUGUAAUGGAAGAUGAAUGAUCUGGAGAAACAUAAUACCUAACGCUUUAUCUUAUCUGAAAGUCUUUGGCAUACUCUGUUCAUGUAUAGCCCUUACUCAGCUCUCCUGUCGUAAUCCACAAAAUGCUAAAAACUAUGGCAGUUGGGAGGGGUUGGCGGGUUCACAUGUAGACACUAGUUAGGAAUGUGACGCUGGCAGGAAAUCAGACUAGACUGAACUUAAAAGUUCCUUAAAUUGUGAGGUUUAAUUUCUAUGGCUCAUUUUGGUCAGAGAAGCCCUUAAUUUUGUCUUUCUCAGUGUAUUUGUGUUUCGAAUUUAUCUGUUUUAUUUGCCAAGGUGCCUAUGGAAGGUAUUGGAAAUCAUGUCCAAUCUGUCAGGGUGACUUAGUACAAAUAAACAUUAAACAGGCCACACAGAUGCAAAUCCCUCUGUAACCUCAAAAGUUUGAUGGUAGACUUUUCUAAAAAGAUUUUUGUAGCUUAUUUUUUUGACAAGCCUCCGAUUUCUUAAAUCAAAAUGAAAUGUUGUAAAGGUGUCAUGUAUGAUGUAGCCUAAGACUAUAUUACCACAUUGUUAGUGAUGCUGAUAUUAGAGUCUCAACUGAUGCACUAUUGAUCUGAACUGUGAAUUGAUUAAAACUCAAAUCUGCUGCAAUAUUGAGCACAUAUCCUCUAUAGUAUAAUAAUCGAGGGAACAUAGCCAAUGUUGAUGUGUCUGCUAUGAAAUAAGGCAAACAAUAACAACGUAUGACGCUGUAAACAAAAUAUAUAAAAUUAUUGCAUUUUUCAAUUGUGGAUAGACCUUAGGAAUUCUAAUAAAAUUGUUUUUUUA
Molecule: messenger RNA, 3930 nt
Organism: Lampris incognitus (smalleye Pacific opah)
Lineage: Eukaryota; Metazoa; Chordata; Actinopteri; Lampriformes; Lampridae
Gene: iqce
Product: IQ motif containing E
Exons: 21
Coding region: 476-2674 (732 amino acids)
Molecular function (GO): protein binding
Source: RefSeq, a predicted model, not a curated record